CCUUUGACUGUCAGACUAAACCAUUCACUGUUCUGUAGGUGAAUAUCGCGCUAAAACAUGUUGCUAUUUUGUAGUUUCCCAUAUACGUUUUGGAUUUGUUUACAAUGUUGAAAUCCUAACUGUAAUCUUAGUAUUUCAUAAAGAGAAUGACUUGAUACAUGAUGCUAUUUUGUUAGUGUAUGAAAACAUAAUCUACGGAACUCCCCUAUCAAGAUUUAGUUCACGUGUCACCCUGUAAUAUGAUGACACUCUACCGGCAUUUUUUCCAUACAGCGAAAAGACAACGAAACAUAUCAAAGUAGUGACCAAAAUGCCUUUUACAAGUGUCAUAUAACUUUGUAAACUUAUUUCUUCCUUAAAGCCAUAGUUUGGCUUUUAUCACUUUAAACUACGGUUCAAAGGACUGUCAGCCGAAGAAGAACAAUGUAUCCGGCCCGGCGCUGUUCAACGCUCCUUCACCGAGACUUGGCCGCAGUCUGUUUUUCAUCACUGGGGACACAUCCAAAGAAACCCGGUCCGCUGAAGAAAAGCAGCCCUCCGAGUUCACGACACUGCCACAGCAGCGUUGUUCAUCCUCCUCCAACCAGGUCAAACUCAUCACCCGUUCUGCUCGGCCCUUUACAAGUGUGUCAGAUGGGCAGUAGCAGCAGCAGCAGCAGUAGACUCUUCAGUACUUUGGCCCAGACUCUGAGCAGUGCUGCGCUGGCAGACCCACAUGUGGAUGCUGACGACUACGAAUAUGAGCAGGCUGACCCGGACGCGCUGUUGCGUGAAUGCGAGGAGGUUUUGAGGAACCGGCCUCCUCGAUUGCACCGAGACUUUAUGAUGACCAGAGCCUGCUCACUGCAGAACGCAUCCAUCCGAAUCAUGCAGUGGAACAUCUUAGCACAAGCUCUGGGCGAAGGCAAGGACGGUUUUGUGCGCUGCCCGAUGGAAGCGUUGAACUGGUCUGAGAGGAAGUAUCUCAUACUGGAAGAGAUCCUUACUUACAGGCCAGAUGUGUUGUGUCUACAGGAGGUGGACCACUACUUUGACACCUUCCAGCCUGUGCUCGCCAGUUUAGGCUACCAGAGCAGCUUCUGCCCCAAGCCAUGCUCCCCGUGCCUAGACGUUCACAAUAACAACGGUCCCGACGGCUGCGCUCUGUUCUUCAACCGCCGUCGCUUCCAGCUGCUCCACACCGCUCACCUCAGACUCUCCGCCAUGAUGCUUAAAACCAACCAGGUGGCCAUCGUGGCUACGCUUCGCUGCAGGCUCACAGGUCGAAUCUUCUCCGUGGCAGUAACGCAUCUGAAAGCACGUAGCGGCUGGGAGGCGUUUCGUAGCGCACAGGGGGCUCACCUCCUCCAGCAGCUCUGUGACCUAACCACACAGUCGCACUUGGAGAUUGAUGUUGAAAACCGGACUAGGGAUGGGGAAGAGGGUAUUCCGCUGGUGGUAUGUGGGGAUUUUAAUGCGGAGCCAAGUGAGGAAGUGUAUAGGCGAUUUAUGACUUCUCCGCUGGGGUUAGAAAGUGCUUACAAGUGUCUGAGCGAGGACGGGAACACAGAGCCGCUCUACACCAGCUGGAAGAUCCGUCCCAGCGGAGAGAGCCGCUCCACGUUGGAUUACAUUUGGUACUCGGAAAGAGCUUUCCAGGUUGAUGCCGUGCUGAGGAUACCGAGCGAAGAGCAGAUCGGGCCGGACCGGCUUCCGUCAUAUCAUUAUCCCUCUGAUCAUCUGUCACUGGUGUGUGACCUAAGUUUUAGUCAGCAGCCUCAUAGGCUCAUGUAGCUAUCAAUCAUUAGUGCUGUCCAAUAGGGAUCCAGAGCGGCUUAGGACAUUCCUAGAGCAUGUGUGCUUGUACGUCUGAAUGUGAGAAUGCAAAGACUGCGAAGAAUGUAAUUUAUCUUACUCACAUAAACCUUAUUUUUACCUGCUGAUGUAGGUCUUAAUGCACCUCUGUGCUUAUUAUUUUCCUUGAUGGAGAUUAAUUAUUAUGCUCUUGUUGUUUGUUAAACAGAGGUUGUGCAAUAUAUUGUAAUUUAUUAAGUGCUUAAAGGAUGAUCUCAGGAAGAUGCACAUUCUCAGCUGAAAGGUUCCACAAGUGGAAAGAUGUUUAUAUUUAUAAUGACUGUACUCUUUACUUUUAGUAACACUGUAAUCAUUGAUAUGUUUGCCAUUGACCAGUAAUCCAAAUACAUAAUAUUGUAUUUAAA
Molecule: messenger RNA, 2198 nt
Organism: Labeo rohita (rohu)
Lineage: Eukaryota; Metazoa; Chordata; Actinopteri; Cypriniformes; Cyprinidae
Gene: nocta
Product: nocturnin a
Exons: 3
Coding region: 424-1773 (449 amino acids)
Biological process (GO): circadian rhythm
Molecular function (GO): poly(A)-specific ribonuclease activity
Source: RefSeq, a predicted model, not a curated record